AUGUUGGCCAUAGGCUACGUAACUCUACUACACUCAUUAGGCAACAUCCUACCACCGUGUUAUGUAUCAUACGAGAAUGGCGACAUCAUCCUACCCACUCUCUAUCAUUCGGCUAUGUCAAUUGCUGGGUUUUGUAUGAUUUUCUUCGAUUUAAAAUAUUUUUUGGUCGCUUUGGAGCGUAAAAUCGCAUUUUCCCGUAAAGCCACCUACGAAAAUGAAGGUGCUGGUACGGGCAAUCGACUGGUAUUGUCAGCUUCAGUAUUUUCUUUAAUAUACACGAUUGGCAAGAACAUGUUUAUAUGGAAAACACAAGAAAACUUGGACUUGGAUCAGAGAUUGACCAAAGUUACUAUGGUUGACAAAUACUUCCCUGGCCUUAUUAUGUCGUAUAUUGUAGCUAGUACCGCCAUUUUUUACGCUAUAUAUGUAAGUUUCGGCUGAAAAAUUCAAAAAAAAAUUUUUUGUUUUUGUAAACAAAGUUAUUUCGGGUUUUUAAAAAUUUUAACAAAAAAAAUAUUUUGUCAAAAAAAUUUUGUAAAGAAAGUUUUUUCCGAUUCUUAAAAAUUGCAACAAGACCAUUUUCUAUCAUUGUAAACAAAGUUAUUGCCAAAAAAUUAAUUUCUGCACCGUGCAGCGCUAUUUGUCUUCUUUGCACAGUGCGAAAGCGCGAUCCCGUCCGAUCUGGCAAGUUAAGCAACGUGCGCUUGAUUAUAAAAAGUUCGGGGAACUUUGGAUAAAAAUAAUGUUUUUGGGGUUUUUAAGUACUGGAAAGAAAGUUUUUGCAUUUGUCGUUUUGGAAAGAAAGUUUUUGUAAAAAAUUUUCAAGUUUGAAAUACUUUUUGUUUUAGGUAUUUUUAAAAAUUUCGUCCCAAAUUCACGUUCUGGAGUCAAAUUCUUUGUCGGAACGUUAUGAAUUACGACAAAUUGUGGCAGCAAUGGCUUGGCUGAGAAAAUUGAUAAAAGCUUUUGGAAUCGCUAUGAUUUUUACAUUUCCUUUUAUGGUUAUAAUAUGUUAUUUAUACUUCGCUGAAAGGAAGAAUGAAGAUGACAAGUACAUGCAAAUAUUGCUUACUGUAAGUAUCCUACCCUACCCUACCGUACCCUACCCUACCCUACCCGACCCUACCCUACCCUACCCUACCCUACCCUACCCUACCCUACCCUACCCUACCCUACCCUACCCUACCCUACCCUACCCUACCCUACCCUACCCUACCCUACCCUACCCUACCCUACUCUACCCUACCCUACCCUACCCUACCCUACCCUGUUCUUACUAUAUCGAUCCUGUUUCAUAUAACAAUUUCUAGAUAAUAUUCUGUGCCGGCUCCGCCUACAGCCUGGUCACCACCUACUUUAUGUUCAGUGAAUUCCCUCAACUUCGAAAUGCCGUGGCUAAAGACUUCCCAUUUUGCGCUCCAAAAAUAUCAACGUCCGUUUUGAGUCAAGAGGAACGUGAUAACAUGUACUACAAUAGCUUGAACGUGGCUUGGAGACAUCCUGAAGAACCGAAGUCCAUUGCUACAAUAACAUAG
Messenger RNA from Bursaphelenchus okinawaensis, 1535 nucleotides. The record is from the annotation of a GenBank genome assembly. NCBI's taxonomy places the organism in Eukaryota, Metazoa, Nematoda, Chromadorea, Rhabditida, Aphelenchoididae.